This is a messenger RNA of Chilo suppressalis (striped riceborer), 860 nucleotides long. NCBI's taxonomy places the organism in Eukaryota, Metazoa, Arthropoda, Insecta, Lepidoptera, Crambidae. The record is from the annotation of a GenBank genome assembly.
CAUAUUUGACAACUUCAAAUCACUAGAUAUUUCCAAUGGUCCAAAUGUUUGAAAAUUAAAAUUUACCCUGACAAAUCAGUUUUAUAAUCUUUAAUCUAUGUUCACCAAAAGUGCAAGCGCCAUUUUGAAUCAGAAUGGUCGUAGUCUUAGCACAACAAGUUUAGUAAAGAAUGUCUACUGCAUCAUAGCGUGGUCGAGCUCUAGGGGUGGGUACUGUAAUAGUGGAAUGCCGCAUGACGCAUGGCUAUCGAUCAGUUCCCGAUGUUCCGGAUGGCCACGUUGUUGGCGCGACAGCUCAGUUCGCCCAUCGCCUCCAGGAUCAAGGCGUACGCUAUGACGCACCCGCGCAUGCGUACUGCGGUGGUGUGUCGCGCGGGGCGCAUGUUCCGAGGCGCGGAGCUUCGCUUCAAGUUGUGGGCGAUGCGCCUGCCGCCGCCGCCGCGCGCCGCGCCGCUCUCAGACAACGACGCCGUGCAGGUCGGCUCCGAUAUUAUCGGUGAGAUCAUCAUAUUUACCUUGGGAGCGGGCAUCGUCAUCUUUGAAGUAAACCGACAAGCAGAAAAACUAGAAAUCAAAAUGUUGGAGGAGCGGUCUGAGUGGGUUGCGUUGCUGGUGGCUCUGCAAGAACUGAAACACGAGUUGGAGCUGCAGCAACAAGAAAUGGACCGACUCCAGGACGAGCUCAGGCGUAUCAGCCAACGACAACCCUCCUCUCCCCCCACUCCCCCUUCUGCCUCGCCUACUGAGCCCGCUGGAACCCUCACCGAAGUAACUCGCAAAAGUAGAUGUUGAUUUUAAAUGAUUAAUUAUACUGCCAAAAAUAUUAUCUAUACAAUAAAGAACAAUUUUUCCCUGAUAAA